This is a messenger RNA of Puccinia triticina, 294 nucleotides long. RefSeq lists its product as uncharacterized. Lineage: Eukaryota; Fungi; Basidiomycota; Pucciniomycetes; Pucciniales; Pucciniaceae. Bases 1 to 294 code for a protein of 97 amino acids. The record is from RefSeq and is a predicted model, not a curated record. The transcript has a single exon.
AUGAGCCCUCCCAGGCGCGCGCCAACGGGCCGCCGGGGAACGCCCCCUGCCCGGCUGAUCCGGGGCGCGCCCGGCCUCUGCUGGACCCGCGCGGGAGGCCUGCUGCCCGAUCGUUGGCGGGCUAGGCCAGACACGCCCGCCCGCUCUUCCCCGCGCUUCCCGGGCCGCCAGAGCUUCCUGCAGGGCCCCGGCUGCACACCCCGGGUCGCGCAUCGGGCCCCGGGCGCGGCGGCCGCCCUUGGGCGGGCAUGCCCGCUCAACCAUCGGCGCGGAGCACUGGAUGCCGAGAAAUAG